Molecule: messenger RNA, 2565 nt
Organism: Gavia stellata (red-throated loon)
Lineage: Eukaryota; Metazoa; Chordata; Aves; Gaviiformes; Gaviidae
Gene: KLHL18
Product: kelch like family member 18
Exons: 10
Coding region: 1-1734 (577 amino acids)
Molecular function (GO): protein binding
Source: RefSeq, a predicted model, not a curated record
AUGCUGGAGGCGGCGGCCGAGCCGGAGCUGGACCCCGAGGACCUGGUGCACUUCUCGGUGGGCGAUUUGCCCAGCCGCGGUUACGGCGUGAUGGGCGAGAUCCGGCGGCAGGGCAAGCUCUGCGACGUGACCCUCAAGGUAGGAGACCAUAAAUUCAGUGCUCACCGGAUCGUGCUGGCAGCUUCUAUUCCAUACUUCCACGCCAUGUUCACCAACGACAUGAUGGAGUGCAAGCAGGAUGAGAUUGUCAUGCAAGGGAUGGAUCCCAGUGCACUUGAGGCUCUGAUCAACUUUGCCUACAAUGGUCACCUGGCAAUAGAUCAGCAGAAUGUCCAGUCUCUGCUGAUGGGAGCAAGUUUCCUUCAGCUGCAGAACAUCAAAGACGCUUGCUGCACUUUCCUCAGAGAGAGGCUUCACCCUAAAAACUGCCUGGGAGUGCGGCAGUUUGCAGAGACGAUGAUGUGUGCGGUGCUCUACGAUGCUGCCAACAGCUUCAUUCAUCAGCACUUUGUGGAGGUAUCCAUGUCCGAAGAGUUCCUGGCACUACCUUUUGAAGACGUCCUGGAGCUCGUUUCUAGGGAUGAGCUCAACGUGAAGUCUGAAGAGCAGGUGUUUGAAGCUGCGUUAGCCUGGAUACGGUAUGACCGAAACCAGAGAGAGUCGUUCCUACCCGAGCUCCUGUCCAAAAUCCGCCUACCCCUUUGUCGACCUCAGUUUCUCACUGACCGCGUGCAACAAGACGACCUGGUUCGUUGCUGCCACAAAUGCAGGGAUCUAGUUGAUGAGGCAAAAGAUUACCACCUCAUGCCAGAGCGCCGGCCACACCUCCCGGCGUUCAAGACCCGUCCUCGGUGCUGUACGUCGAUCGCAGGAUUGAUUUAUGCUGUUGGAGGACUUAACUCAGCAGGUGACUCGCUGAAUGUGGUGGAAGUCUUUGAUCCCAUUGCCAACCGCUGGGAGAAGUGCCAGCCGAUGACAACGGCCCGGAGCCGAGUCGGCGUUGCGGUAGUGAACGGACUGCUCUAUGCCAUCGGCGGCUACGACGGUCAGCUGAGGCUGAGCACUGUGGAGGUUUACAACCCGGAGAUGGAUUCGUGGUCCAAGGUGGAAAGCAUGAACAGCAAGCGAAGUGCCAUGGGAACAGUGGUGCUGGAUGGCCAGAUCUACGUAUGUGGCGGAUACGAUGGAAACUCAUCCCUCAACUCCGUGGAGUCCUAUUCUCCAGAAACAAACAAGUGGACAGUGGUGACCCCCAUGAGCUCCAACCGCAGCGCCGCUGGAGUCACCGUCUUCGAGGGCCGGAUCUACGUGUCGGGAGGGCACGACGGCCUACAGAUCUUCAACAGCGUGGAAUACUACAACCAUCACACGGCCACCUGGCACCCGGUCGCCAGCAUGCUCAACAAGCGCUGCCGCCACGGAGCAGCCUCGCUAGGCAGCAAGAUGUUCGUCUGCGGAGGCUACGAUGGCUCGGGCUUUCUCAGCAUCGCCGAAGUCUACAGCUCCAUGGCGGAUCAGUGGUACCUGAUCGUCCCUAUGAACACCCGGAGGAGCCGCGUCUCUCUGGUUGCAAACUGUGGCCGUCUCUACGCGGUGGGGGGUUACGAUGGACAGUCCAACCUCAGCUCGGUAGAAAUGUAUGACCCGGAGACAAACCGCUGGACGUUCAUGGCCCCAAUGGUGUGCCACGAGGGAGGGGUUGGCGUGGGCUGCAUACCCCUCCUGACCAUCUGAGAAGAAAGCGGGUCGGGGGGCCGUCUUUUCAAUGACAAUCUAGGGAGAGAGGUUCAAAGAGUGUUUCAUGAUGCGAUAGACGCAGAGGUAUGUUUCCAGGUGCUCAAGUGUCAUUUACAAACACACACACACACAAAAAAACUUGACAAAACAAUCCCCACCCUUGGCUUUUUGGGCUGAGGCUCUCAAAAGAUCAAACGUUUUGAAAUACAUUUACGUGCUGCUGCGAGCAAGGACCUGCCCCCUUCCCUCCGCCACACGUUCGCCUUUGCUCGGAGCUGUGGCUAAGCGAAUCCUUCCUCUCACCGUUGGUUUUCCAAACAGCCUUGCGAUCUGCUUUCCGCUGCAGCCUUGGGAAGUGCCGUUGUAGGCUGGGGGGAGGGUGGCAGGCUUAAUUGCGACAUAAAAACGGCCACUUUAAUGACUUUGAAAAUACGUCUGCGCCUUCUGUCAGCAGCAAAGUGACCCCGAUACCCCGAGGCUUCGGUGAGUGGCGAUGUUUGGGUGUCGUGGUGGCUUGCCUGCUGGGCACAAACAGAUCUCGCCCCAUUUAACGAAACAGAAAAAACCCGCUGGCGUCGGUACCCGGACCACAUCCAGGCUCUGUGUUUUAAGGUGCUUCUUACACAAGACAUCUCUGGCUUUUCAAAGCCGAGCUGUGCUUUCUUCAGCUCGAUGGGGAAAACUUCUCCACAAGAGCCGCGUGAUGGAGAAACUAGGAAGAGGAAAACUGGUCGGUUAAACCAUCGAAUGGUUUUAGCAAUCUUUGGAGGAGAAGGCUGAACGUAAAUGACACUAAGCAACAGUCUUAGGAUUUCAAAAUGGGAAAUA